AUGGGCGGCGAGGAAGCGCAGGAGAAGGCCGGAUCUUUCUGCAACAUGUGCAAAUUCAAAAAGGGUGGAUUGUGCUCUGGAGACGACGAGAGGGAAGCCAAAAGAAGGAAGACAGCCAAGACAGUAGAGGUAGUUGGCUUGAUCACGGAAGAACCACAGGCAGUGGUUCGCAGGCAGAGCAGCCAGACAGCUAGAGGAGUCAAGAGGCAGGCUAGCUUUCACACACCUUCGCCGAAGAAGCGUCUGUUCAGUCCUGACAGCAAGGGUAGAGACAGCCAGAGCCCAGGCAGCCAGAGCCCGGGCAGCCAGAGCCCAAGCAGCCAGAGCCCCGACAGCAACCCUGUGCAAAAGAGAAAGAUAGAACAGCUCAAAAAGACCUUAGGCCAAGGCAGUCCAGUCUACUACAGGCUAGACUACCUUUGGGGCAAGGCAGCAGAGGCAGAGGCUAAGCCCGGCCUUUCGCCAGACACAGCUAGUGACAGACAGAAACAGCAGCAAGCGGAGAACCUGCAAAACCUGCAGCAGAAAGCCAGCCAAGCAGUGGAAAAGCUCGGACUGGAGCCAGCUGUUGGAGUUCUUAGAAAGAGAAAGGGAGGCAGACCGCUAGGCAGUAAGCAGAAGACGAAACGGGCGGCCAGGCGCUUCUUUGCAGUGUUGAAUGGGCCUUCCCACUUGUCUUUCUGUAUUGCCAGGGACUCCGGCCACAGGUGUGCACCUACACGGCCGGGCAGCUACAGCCGAUCAUGGUGGUGCCGCUUUCUUCUUGCGCUGUUGGCGCUCCCUGUGCCUGUGGCAGCAGGGCCGCCCGGCCUACUCACAACUGCACUAUCCCUUGGCCUGCCUGACGCCAGAGCCAAGCUUUCCAUGAUGGAAGUCUUAGACAGAGCAGCCGUAGAGCAGAAAAGUCGCCGCGCAGCCAGGCAGCAUGUCAUGAGGCUGUAUGGCGUGAGCGAGUCUUUUUGCUGGAACCUGGAAAAAGACUAUCACAGACAGAAAGUCAGAAACUUUCUCGCCAGCACGGGGCGAGGACAGAGUGCCAGACAGGCAGGCAGCCAUUUGGGUCUCGUGCACCUCGUCAGCAAGUCAACAGGCAGGAGACUGGCUGACCCAGGCAAAGUGCUGGGUAGGCCAGACUUUCUCCUGCCAGUCUGGUCUGAGACCCGUGCUUGGGCCUUGAAUGAGGAAGCCAGCCAGCACGUCCUGACGAGCACAGACGUGCUGAUGGACUUCGAAGAGAGGCUCGACAAAGCCAUUGCAGUCAGGCAGGCAGAACAGGAAAGUGGUCUUCUUGACCAGACAGGUCAGAAGGAGCUGGCAGCCAUGGUGCAAAAGAAAACCUCGCUAGCCAGCAAGCCAAAGCAGAGGAGCAAGUACCAGAUCCAGCUCCUCGCAAAGUGCGGUCUUCGCAACAGAUCCUGCCAACAGACAGCCAACCUGAGCCAGGAGGAAGAGAAAGCCAGGCUAGAAAGCUCCUGGCGACUCUGGGACAUGCUUCUGGAACAGGCAGCCAGUCCCACGCCACAGCCGGACUUGCCUGUAGCAAGCCCAGAGCAGUGGGCCCCACAGCGAGCAGAGACAGCCAUCACCAUGUCAGAUCAAGUACCUGCUUGGCUCAAGCCAACGCCAGGGAAGGUGUUGACAUCGGUGGUGCGCUUGAAGCUAGCCAGAGAGCAAAGCAAGAUCAGGUGUGGCAGCAAGGUGGCGAAUCAGCUUGGUAGCUAG
This is a messenger RNA of Symbiodinium sp. CCMP2592, 1722 nucleotides long. The record is from the annotation of a GenBank genome assembly. NCBI's taxonomy places the organism in Eukaryota, Dinophyceae, Suessiales, Symbiodiniaceae.